Orbicella faveolata is the source of this 509-nucleotide messenger RNA. RefSeq names its product WD repeat-containing protein 43-like. Gene Ontology annotation, molecular function: protein binding. The record is from RefSeq and is a predicted model, not a curated record. NCBI's taxonomy places the organism in Eukaryota, Metazoa, Cnidaria, Anthozoa, Scleractinia, Merulinidae. Gene Ontology annotation, biological process: maturation of SSU-rRNA from tricistronic rRNA transcript (SSU-rRNA, 5.8S rRNA, LSU-rRNA). Gene Ontology annotation, cellular component: nucleolus.
UUGUCUCCAAAUUUCAGGGGAGAACACCUGAUUUUAUGGAUCAAACAUAUUUUAAGUGCCCACAUGGCUUAUUUAAUGACAGUACCGGAUCUUGUGCACUCACUGAGUGGAUUAUAUGCCAUGAUGGAAUCACGUGUGGGUGCUUUUACUAAACUGUGCAAGCUUCAAGGCCGUCUGGACCUGAUGCUCUCACAGGUGGAUUCUCAGAGCUAUGGUGCCACAGAUGAGGAUGAGCAUGUUGAGCCUGCAGUUGUGUAUCAAGAGGAAGACUCUGAAGAGGAGCCUCUUGUGCCUAUGGAGACUGAACACUCAGAAUCUGAUGAAAAUUGGGAAGAGGAGGCAGAUGAGGAGUCAGCUUCAGAAUCAGAAGAAGAAAGUGAGACUGAAAUUGAAGAAGAAAAUAAUGAAGACGAUGAAUCCGACGAGGAAAGUUGAAUGUACAAAUUCUCAAAAAACAGAUCACACUGUAAUUAGGUUUUACAGAAUAAAAAUAAUAAGUUUUGUCCAUA